Oryza brachyantha (malo sina) is the source of this 2733-nucleotide messenger RNA. RefSeq names its product ATP-dependent zinc metalloprotease FTSH 5, mitochondrial. NCBI's taxonomy places the organism in Eukaryota, Viridiplantae, Streptophyta, Magnoliopsida, Poales, Poaceae. Gene Ontology annotation, molecular function: metalloendopeptidase activity; ATP hydrolysis activity; ATP-dependent peptidase activity. Bases 317 to 2446 code for a protein of 709 amino acids. The transcript has 7 exons. Gene Ontology annotation, cellular component: membrane; chloroplast thylakoid. Gene Ontology annotation, biological process: proteolysis. The record is from RefSeq and is a predicted model, not a curated record.
GCCGAGAAAAACUAAAACUUCUCUCUCUCUUCUCCUCUCAGCUCGCCUUGUGUUGUGUGUGCGGUGACGUGGGCCAUCCCCUCGCCUCCAUUUUUCUCCUGCCCGCCGCCGGCGAAUUCCUCCCCUCCGCUCGCCGCCGCUCGGGGCCCUCCUCUCUUACCCUCUCUCGCCGCCUCUCCUGCUCGCUCGCCUUCCCACCACAGCCCCUGCCGCCGCCGCCGCCAGCAGGGUUUGUUGCUUCCUUGGGAGUUGGGUUGGGAUCUCGUGGGGGAGGGGCGGCAGCGGAGGGCUGCGGAUUAGGGCUUCUUCCCGGCCCAUGGCGUGGCGGCGCGUCCUUUCGCAGGUUGCUAGGAACCGAUCGGCGUAUGCAAUCUGCAAUGAACUGAUAACCUCCAACCCAUCGAGGAUUCUUAGAGGUGACAUCGGCGCAGGUGGAACACUUAGAAACUUGCAUGAGAGGUAUCAGUCAAGCUAUGUUGGUAGCUUUGCACGGAGGAUGCGACAGAUGGACUCACCAAGUGAAGCCUCCCUGCUAAAAGAAAUAUAUAGAAGUGAUCCAGAACGUGUCAUACAGAUAUUUGAAAGCCAACCUUCAUUGCAUUCCAAUCCCUCAGCACUUUCUGAAUAUGUAAAAGCUCUUGUCAAGGUUGAUAGGCUGGAGGAGAGCACCUUGCUUAAAACAUUGCAGAGAGGUAUUGCUGCUUCAGCAAGGGAGGAAGAAAACCUUGGCAGUGUUUCAUCAUUUAAGAGUGCUGGCCAAGUGACAAAAGAUGGAAUUCUUGGCACUGCAAAUGCACCCAUUCACAUGGUUACAGCAGAAACAGGUCAAUUUAAGGAGCAGCUUUGGCGUACCUUUCGAAGUAUUGCACUAACAUUCCUCCUGAUUUCGGGCAUUGGGGCUCUUAUUGAGGAUAGAGGAAUAAGCAAAGGCCUUGGUCUAAAUGAAGAGGUUCAACCAAGCAUGGAAUCUAAUACGAAAUUCAGUGAUGUAAAGGGUGUAGAUGAAGCCAAAGCUGAACUUGAGGAAAUAGUUCACUACCUCCGAGAUCCUAAGCGUUUUACACGUCUUGGUGGAAAACUUCCAAAAGGUGUCUUGCUGGUUGGCCCUCCUGGCACUGGGAAGACCAUGUUAGCGAGGGCUAUUGCUGGGGAAGCUGGUGUUCCCUUCUUCUCAUGCAGUGGAAGUGAGUUUGAGGAGAUGUUUGUAGGUGUAGGAGCUAGAAGAGUCAGGGACCUUUUUGCUGCAGCUAAAAAACGUUCUCCCUGUAUCAUAUUCAUGGAUGAAAUUGAUGCGAUCGGUGGGAGUCGUAAUCCAAAGGAUCAACAGUAUAUGAAGAUGACGUUGAACCAGUUGCUUGUCGAGUUGGAUGGCUUUAAGCAGAAUGAGGGGAUUAUUGUCAUUGCUGCAACCAACUUUCCUGAGUCCCUAGAUAAAGCGCUAGUGAGACCUGGGCGCUUUGACCGGCAUAUUGUUGUUCCAAAUCCAGAUGUUGAAGGUCGGCGGCAAAUCCUAGAGUCCCAUAUGUCGAAGGUACUAAAGAGUGAUGAUGUGGAUUUGAUGAUCAUUGCCAGGGGAACACCUGGAUUCUCAGGUGCAGAUCUUGCUAACUUGGUAAAUGUGGCUGCUCUUAAGGCUGCCAUGGAUGGGGCAAAAGCCGUUACAAUGAACGACCUGGAGUAUGCGAAGGACCGGAUCAUGAUGGGCAGUGAGCGCAAGUCAGCGGUUAUUUCUGAUGAAUCCAGGAAAUUGACGGCUUACCAUGAGGGAGGGCAUGCCCUUGUUGCCAUCCACACAGAAGGGGCUCACCCUGUUCACAAAGCUACCAUAGUGCCCAGGGGAAUGGCCCUUGGGAUGGUGGCCCAACUUCCGGAUAAAGAUGAGACAAGCGUGUCACGGAAACAGAUGCUGGCAAGGUUGGAUGUGUGCAUGGGAGGGCGGGUCGCAGAGGAGCUUAUUUUCGGGGAUGGUGAGGUGACAUCUGGUGCUUCAUCCGACUUUAAGCAAGCAACUGCAGUGGCAAGAGCAAUGGUUACCAAAUACGGUAUGAGCAAGCAGCUUGGCUUUGUUUCAUACAAUUAUGAGGACGAUGGAAAGAGCAUGAGCACAGAAACAAGACUCCUGAUUGAGAAGGAGGUGAAGGUUUUCUUAGAGAAUGCAUACAACAAUGCAAAGACUAUUCUCACCAAACACAACAAGGAGCUCCAUGCUCUAGCCAACGCACUUCUUGAGCAUGAGACUCUCAGCGGAGCCCAAAUAAAGAACAUAUUGGCCCAGGUAAACAAUAAACAGCAGCAUGAGCAGGAGCAUGGCAUCGAAGCUCCACAGAAGACACCAGCUGCACCAUCUCCGGCGGCAUCAGCUGCAGCGGCGGCAGCCGCCGCCGCCGCCGCAGCGCAACAAGCUGCGGCGAAAGCCAAGGGUGAAAUCGCUGGUAUCGGAUCUUAGCGGUUACCACAUGAUUGUUAGAUCGAUUGACAGCUCUUGAGGAUCGCGAAGAGUAUGCUAAAUUGCUAAUGCUGCUGCAGUUUUCAACAGAACAUAUUUGAUCGUGUGUAAGCUGUAAUUCAUUUCAUGUUCCUCAAGUGUGUGGUAAGAAAGCACAGAGAUUGUACAUUGUAGCAGGCACAUUUAGACUGUGCUUGAAUCUGAAUUUUGUACCACAUGGCUACCACACACACGGAAAAUACUGUUGUUUACAUCCUAAUAAUUGCCACUGUUCGGCCUACCUUAGA